This is a messenger RNA of Pieris napi, 2938 nucleotides long. RefSeq names its product zinc finger protein 678-like. Gene Ontology annotation, molecular function: DNA-binding transcription activator activity, RNA polymerase II-specific; zinc ion binding; RNA polymerase II cis-regulatory region sequence-specific DNA binding. The record is from RefSeq and is a predicted model, not a curated record. The transcript is spliced from 13 exons. Gene Ontology annotation, biological process: regulation of transcription by RNA polymerase II. Bases 285 to 2273 code for a protein of 662 amino acids. Gene Ontology annotation, cellular component: nucleus. NCBI's taxonomy places the organism in Eukaryota, Metazoa, Arthropoda, Insecta, Lepidoptera, Pieridae.
UUGAUCUUGUGUAGGUCGACUGUUGGGGUAGUAAAUAGAGUUCAUCUCUAAUCAGUCUAGUCUUCCUAGUCUGUGGCAACCAUUCUAUUACUUAAAUUGACAUUUCCGAAAGAGGCUAUUAAUCAAAAUUGUUGUUGUUCAAAAUUUCAACUUAUUAUUGUUGUCAUUUAAAAUUACAUCUUUUGAUUUAAAGUAGCCUAAACUACAGGGUUGACGGACGUAACUAUGGAGAUUUAAUAUGUGUAUCGAAGUGUAAACGACAAGGAAUAUCAACAUUGUAUACAAUGGGAAAAGUAAAAGCUUGUAGGAUUUGCUUACAAAUGAACUUGAGGCUAGAGAAUUUACACUCGAACUUUUUGGGAGUUUAUUACGAAAUAAUAACUGGUUUGAAUAUUAGUGAGAAUGAAAUGCCGGGUUAUUUUUGUUAUGAAUGUGCUGCUUUAUUGAAGAAAUUCUAUAUAUUUAGACAGAAAAGCCUUAAAGGUCUAGAAGUGUUGCAGGGUGUUCUAAAUACUUAUGGCAAGAUUACAGAGAAUACCAUUAAAAAAAUGCAAAAGAAAAUGUCUUAUUUCGAAUCCGGUUUGAGUGUUUUUAAUGGUUUUUCAAUCAAUAUUUUUCCUGAUGGAGUUGUAGAUAUAAUGGAAAAUGAAGAUAUGUCUGUGGACAAUAGCUGUGAUUUCGACAAUACAGAUAGUUGUUUAGGUUUUUAUGAUUUAGUUAAAGAAGAUUCUUCUGAAAAUCUAAAUAGUGAUAUUGAAGAAAGUUACAUAGAUUGGUUAAGUGAUGAGGAGGAUAUUGCAAUAGAUAGUAGUAUGACAAAUAUUGAAAAUGAGAUGAUAAUAAACAAACAGUCAAAUGAUGAGUCAAACGAAGAAACAGUGGAGCAACCAAGAACCUCGAAAUUAAAAAAAUCUGUAAAAGUAUUCAAGAAACCAGUCCAACUUUUAAGAAAGGAUGUUAUUCAGCCAAAGCAAAUUGAAGAUUUUAAUUUUGAGAACUAUGUCGACGUCAUCACAUUUACGGAAGAAGAACAAAAAGAAGAGAUAAGAAAACGUAAAGAUACAGAAAGUUACGAAACUGCACCAUUUAAAUGCGAGUUGUGUUUUAAAGUAUUUUUGGACCCGCAAACUUGGCAACACCAUAUGAAGAAACAUGAUGUGUCGUCAGGAAUGGCGCAGUGUAAAAUCUGUAAGUUGCGCUUUAAAUCAAAACGUCGUCUUAAAAAUCACAUGAUGUAUCACGCCAAGAAGUAUAAAUGCAAAUACUGUUCAUACGUUUCGCGAACUACAUCACAAGGUUGGAAUCACAUAUUCUGGCAUCAAGGGGUUUUGUACCAGUGUCCACAUUGCGAAGAAAUGUUUUCCCAAUGGACGUCGUACCUCAGCCACGUCCGAAUAAAGCACCCAUCGGACUACAUCUGCCCUCACUGCGGAUACUCCUUCUUGUCACAACACGGUCUCAAAAUGCACAAGAAUUUAAAGCAUCGUGGUGUCGCUGACCUAAAUGAAGACAACGAGGAUCUUCCAUACUGCUCAGUAUGCGACAUGAAGUUUGCGUCAUGUGAGGCUUACAAUCGGCAUAUGGCGACUGCGAAAAAACAUAUCGUGGAAUCUGAAAAGAAAAACGGAUGUCGCGAAUGCGGUGAAAAGUUCUCUAGUAUUGACGAAUUGCGGGUACACUCGCGUACUGCGCACAGGCACAAAGCGGGUAAGGCGUUACUCAAGCGAUACAAAGAGAAGUCGGACAGUCGAACUUGGCCCACGAAAUGCUUGCUUUGUUCUGAAGAAAUAGCAAACGCGCGUCAGUACUGGUCGCACUUCAGACGGGACCAUCCCAAUGACGAUUAUCCCGUAGAGAAGAAAUAUAUCUGUGAUAUCUGUGGAAAAUCAUUCCGGAAAAACUCAUUCUUAACCAUUCACAAGCGGAUCCAUAAUGGUGAAGUACCCUUCAAAUGCAACGAAUGCGACAAAGUUUUUUCGAACAAAACCAAUCUUCAGAUGCACGAGAGAUGGCAUUCUGACGAGCGGCCCUUUAUUUGCAGCGAUUGUGGUAAAGGGUUCAAGGUGAAAACGGCUCUGGAUAGGCAUUUUCGAUGUCACACUGGUGAGAGGCCGUACAAAUGUAAAGUGUGCGGAAAAGCCUUCGCCCAAUCCAACAGUGUCAAAGUGCACGUCAAUACAGUACAUCUCAAACAACCGUAUAUUAGGCGAACUCGACUUAAGAAAAGGAUCAAGAAAUUAGCAGCAGACACAACUGUACUAUAUUGCACAUAGAUAUUUUUGUGUAAUUAGGUAAUAAAUGACGGAUAAUUUUAUAAUAGGUUUCAAAGAAUAAAUUAAAAACAAAUUUAGAAAAAUGAAAGUACCUGUCCAUAUUUAUUAAAAUGUCGCCGCUAGAAAUGAGUUUUCCAGAAAUUUUACUACAGAAUAUAUUAUUACAAUUGUAUAUUUUCUUGUAAUACGUGAUUAAGAAUUGUUUGUGUUUGUGAGUUAUAUUAUUUAUUUUCCAUUAAAAGCAGAAUGUCUAAGCUAAAAGCACGCACUAGAUGGCGCUUUGGGCAAAAUAUUUUUUUUGUGUAUGAAUUUUAUUUGCUAACAAUACACUGAAUACUUUUUAAAUGUAAUUUUUACGGAAUGUGGUACUAAUGUAUGUUUAGUGAGAUGUACGACAAAAUAUAAUCGUAUUAAUAGAUCACUGUCGAACAUUGUUUAUCAAGUAACUCAAGUCACAAUCUCCACUUGAGCACUGUACUUCAAAUACGAUAAAUUAUUGCACAACUCUUGGAACUAGAUUUGUUUCAGUGUAUUGUGGAGAUAAAUAUGAGUAAUUUAACUGACGAAAGGUCGAAAUAUACUUUUGUGCGCAAAAGGAAUUGCUAUUUCUAUAGAAGUAUUUUAAGUUAUUAUUUUGUUAAAUCUAUAAAGAAUAAAUAUUAAAA